Molecule: messenger RNA, 1289 nt
Organism: Apus apus (common swift)
Lineage: Eukaryota; Metazoa; Chordata; Aves; Apodiformes; Apodidae
Gene: ERP27
Product: endoplasmic reticulum protein 27
Exons: 7
Coding region: 1-843 (280 amino acids)
Biological process (GO): response to endoplasmic reticulum stress; protein folding
Cellular component (GO): endoplasmic reticulum
Source: RefSeq, a predicted model, not a curated record
AUGGUGAGAAGAGGGCAAGCUGGCACCAUGGUCACCUCCGUCUUCCCAUACCUCUUCAUUAUCCUGCUCACAGGGGGCUCCCCAGCAGGGUGUGCUGGAGACAGUGGCUCAGCAUCUCACGGCAAAGCUGGUGCUGCAGAGAAACCUAUCCUGCUGAACAGUAUUGGGGAUGCAGAAGCCUUCAUCAGUGGUGCUGAGGUGGCAGUCAUUGGAUUCUUCCAGGAACCGGAGAGUCCCGGAGCGUCCCAGUUCCGCCAGGCGGCCGGCCAGAUCCCGGAGGUGCCCUUCGGCCUCAGCACCAGCCCCGCCGUGCUGUCCCGCUACGGCGUGUCGGCCAACACCGUCACGCUGUUCCGCAGGGUAGACAAUGACCGGAGGGAUCUGGAUAUGAAUGACAAAGAAGUUGAUGUUGAGAAGAUGACUCGUUUUGUUCGGAUGAAUGAGCUCCGCCUGGUCACAGAGUACAACCCUGUGACAGCAAUAGGUGUUAUGCAGAGUUCUCUCCAGCUUCAUCUCCUCCUGAUCACAGACAAGAUGUCCCCAAAGCACCCUGAGCGAAUGCGCAAAUAUCGGGCAGCAGCAGAGCUCUUCAAGGGGAAGGUUCUCUUCAUCCUGUUAGACAGCAAUUUGAAGAGCAAUGAACGAGUAGUGUCAUUCUUCAAUCUGAAGAAGUCCCAGCUGCCAGCUCUAGCUAUAUUCCAUGCACCAGAUGAGGAGCAGGAUGUGUUGACUGUGAAUGAAGUCUCUGUUGAGCAUGUACAGGACUUCUGUAAUCGUUUCUUACAAAGAAUUAAGAAGAAAGAAGACGAACUUCAGGAUAAUGUCCCCAACGAGGAACUCUGAUUCUUUCUCAGCCGACAGAAUGACUGUGUCCAGAGUAAUCAGUUUGUGGUGUAUGAAGAGUUCACUGAGCUCAGGAAUUCCUGGCAUAGUAGCAUUAAGGGGUCAAGUCAGUCACAGAGUCCCAUCUCCAUGCUAUGUACAUAUAUGCUGUCUGUUCUCUCUAGGAAUCUCUUCUCCCUUGUCAUUUGUUGGCUCCCACUCUACUUACUCAGUACUCCAGGAGCUCUGGUAUUGCUCUGCACUGUGUCCUUCCAUGACACCUCUGUUGAAGCAAAGGAUGAUUUGGCAAAAUGGCAACAUCAGAGAUAAAGCUUGUAGAUCCCAGAGAUUUGUUUCCUUCAUUGUCUUUGCUUUUGAUGCCAUGCUGGGAUCCACUGUGCCUCUCCUGGCACUAGGAACAGAUUGGUUGCUUGACGUCACAUGAACUUUUCAAUUUAUUUUACUAA